CGCGCAGCAGCUGCAGCCCGCUCCCAGCGCGUGGAGCGGCAGAGCACACCCACCCCCGCCCGGCCAUCGCCCCUUUAACCGCAACCCGCGCCCCCUCCCCACCUCCACCAGGGCGGUGUUGCCCCUUUAAGCCCCGCCCCGAGGUUGGAGCGGAGUCGCCGGAGCAGCGCGGGUCCGCGGCGGCGCGAGGGGGAACCGGGAGCGGGAACCGGGAUGUCCUGAGGCGGCGGCGGCGGCGGCGCCGGGCCCCGCCACGGAGCGGGCGGUGGAGCAACGGGCCAAGGGCCGGGCCCCCAUGAAGGAGAAGGAGGCGGGGGCGGAGCGGGGCAAGCCCGCCACUUACACCGGGGACAAGAAGGCGCGCAUGGCGGCCAAGACCAACAAGAAGUGGGUGCGCCUGGCCACCGUGCUGGCCUACGUCCUCUCUGUCUCGCUGGCCGCCAUCGUCCUCGCCGUUUACUACAGCCUUAUCUGGCAGCCGGUGCGCGGCGCCGGCCCCGGCCCCGCCGCCACCCCGCAGCCCCGCGCCGCGCCGCCGGGCCCCGCCGGCCCCACGCAGGAGGCUCCGCCCGCACCGCCGCCGCCGGGCCCCGGCCGCGACCCCGGCCCCGGCGAGACGGAGCGGCCGGCCGGGCCAUCGCCGCCGCCCGGGGCCGAGGCGGGCUCCGCUGCGCUGCGCCGGCUCCGCGGGAGCCCCUGAGGCACCGGGCGGGACUGCGCGGAGCGGCCGCGCCUCGGCCCGGGGGGCCCUGCCGAGGCCGGGAGCGGAGGGAUGCGGCGGCGGGGGGAUGGAGCCCGGCGGAGGAGGAGGAGGAGGGCGAGGACGAGGGAUGGAACCCGCGCCCGGCGGCGGAAGGGAUUCGGCGGAGGAGGGAGCCCGGCAGCACCGCGACCCCCGCCGCGGCCGAGCCCCGAAGAGCUCGGGCUGGAGACUGCCCCGGCCCGGGAAGGAACCGGUUUGACUUGGGACAACUGCGGUACCUUUUUUUUUUU
Tyto alba (common barn owl) is the source of this 993-nucleotide messenger RNA. It is a transcript of the gene INAFM2, whose product is annotated as InaF motif containing 2. The coding region runs from base 296 to 700 and encodes 134 amino acids. NCBI's taxonomy places the organism in Eukaryota, Metazoa, Chordata, Aves, Strigiformes, Tytonidae. The transcript has a single exon. The record is from RefSeq and is a predicted model, not a curated record.